Chelmon rostratus (copperband butterflyfish) is the source of this 3814-nucleotide messenger RNA. RefSeq names its product ankyrin repeat and LEM domain containing 2 (gene ankle2). Gene Ontology annotation, molecular function: protein phosphatase 2A binding. The record is from RefSeq and is a predicted model, not a curated record. Gene Ontology annotation, biological process: negative regulation of phosphorylation. Lineage: Eukaryota; Metazoa; Chordata; Actinopteri; Chaetodontiformes; Chaetodontidae. Bases 132 to 3065 code for a protein of 977 amino acids. Gene Ontology annotation, cellular component: endoplasmic reticulum. The transcript is spliced from 13 exons.
UUGUAAACAAUGAGACUAUUCCAGACCGUCUCCAGCUUUGUGUCUAUCUAACAGUUUAUCUGUGCAAAACUAACAACGAUUUCCCCUACCUCCGCGUGUAUUAAAUUAAAAUGUUUCUUGGGAGCUGAAGCAUGGAGGCGGUUCUGAGCAGGCUGAGGGGGCUAAGUGCUGAUGAACUGCGUGAAGAGUUUGCCCGAGCAGACGUCAAGUGCGGUCCUAUCACAGCUACCACCCGAGCCACCUUUGAGAGGAAGUUAGCCCGAGUCCUGGCAGGGUCAGAGAGCAGGGCCGCUGAAUCGGACAACAGCUCUUCAGCAGGCACUUCGGGGAGUGCGGCCUCCGUUGUCGAUCAUGCCAAACCUGUGUCGUGUGCCACCUCAGCAGUUGCACCUGCCACUGCUGCAACAAGCAGCAAACCCACUGAGACUGACAGUGAAGAGUUGGACUUUGGCUACGGUAUGGGUCUCAACCCUCCUGAGGAAGAGGAGAUCUCAGUAAAGACGACCUCAGACAGCUCUGCUGAAGACAGUAACUCUCAAUACAAAACGGAAACCCCUUCAAAACCAGCACAAGUCUCUCCAACCUUUUAUUAUGGAGUAUGUCCACUGUGGGAUGAUGUUUUGUCUAGAAAUGAGCGAGCACAUGUGUUCACAGAUAAGAAAGAUGCCCUUCAAGCUGUAAAGAUGAUGAAGGGCGCCCGUUUCAAAGCCUUUCCAAAUCGUGAUGAUGCUGAAAAGUUCGCUAAGGGGAUCUGUGACUAUUUCCCCUCUCCCAGCAAAUCUACACCCUGUGUAUCCCCUGUUAAACCGGGCCUGGUCAUUAGUAAAGACAACAUGGAGGUUGAUACCAUCAACCGGGAGCGGGCCAACAGUUUCAAGAGCCCACGCACCCAGGACCUGACCGCCAAACUGAGAAAAGCUGUGGAGAAGGGCGAUGAGGUAGCCUUCAGCGAGCUGGUGUUGAACAAUCCACGCUAUCUCAUUGGCUCAGGGGAUAAUCCCACUAUUGUCCAGGAGGGCUGCCGGUACAACGUAAUGCACGUGGCUGCCAAGGAGAAUCAGGCAGGAAUUGCCCAGCUGCUGCUGGACACCUUGGAAAAUCCAGAGUUUAUGCGCCUCAUGUACCCAGAUGACCAGGAAGCUAUGCUGCAGAAACGUAUCCGCUACAUUGUAGAUCUUUACCUCAAUACUCCAGAUAAGGCUGGCUUUGAAACACCACUCCACUUUGCCUGUAAGUUUGGGUGCCCAGACGUGGUCAAUGUCCUGUGCUCACAUCCUUACAUCGAUAAGAACUGUAAGAACAAGGAUGGCCAGAAGCCUUGUGAUCUUAUUUGUAGCAGAAGAAAUAAAACCCAAGAAGUGAAACAGAAGAUAAUUGACUAUUUGGAGGACCGCUGCUAUGUCCCUUUGCUGAGGGCAACCGACAACACCUCUCAGCCUGUCAUUGGUGGACUGUGGUCGCCUGAGUCCUCAGAAAAUCUCUCGCUGAUCCAGCGGCACACAAGAAGCCCAAUGGAUCCAGUGAUGACUGUCACAGCCUACGCUGGCCCACUGAGUCCUUCUAAAGCAGAUGAUUUUCGGCGGUCCUGGAAGACACCACCCAGAGACCGGGCAGAGCUCUUCCACCACAUACUUAAGUCUGAUCCUGACCGUGGGGCAGAGAGAGUGGGCAGAGACCUGGCUCAUGGGAUGGGCCAUCCAUGGUCUGAGUACUGGGACUUUCUGGAUAGUUUUGUGGAUCUGUCAUCAACUGAGGGGCUGCGCAAGCUGGAAGAUUACCUUAGCAAGAGGGAUUUCAGCCCACUGGCUCAUGAAGAGGCUGGGGAGAAUGAGACAAGCAACAGGUUCAAAACCCCCUCCCCAGGCAAGCCCAAGAAGUUCUGCAAUUCCAUCUCUGUUGGUGCCUUCCUGGAUGAGGGAGAUGACAUCAGCCUCGAGGAGAUGAAGAAUCGGCAGAACGCAGCACUCACCAGCAUCACCUCUUCUGCUGCGUCCAAGGACGGACUGAAGGGAGCAGUGGGGGGGCACGAAUUCCACAUCCUGCCCAUCGCGCUGCAUCACCGCGGGGCCGAUCUGAUCGAGACAGCGGCCGAGCAGGACCUGCUGUGCUGCUGCAGCGAUGGCCUCCUGUCGCCUGGCAUCGUCUGCAAAAAUGGGUUGUGCUCGUCCUCCAGAGAUAGGACUCACAAUGGAGACAAGGUGACCGCUCGCACCUCCCCGUCCUCCUCCUCCUGCCCGCUGUUGCCCAUCUCCAACCUCAUGGUGGAGUUUGAGCGCAUGUCACUGCAAGAGCCGCUGGACAGCCCCACCAGCUGCAGGGAGAGGAGGAGCAGCGGCGGGAGCCGGCACAGGGAGGCGCGGGACUCCUACAGUUCCUCCUCGGCCACAGACCUGAGCUCUGGGCUGAACCGCCUGUCUCUCGGUCACAGCAGUCAGGACAGCGAGAGCGUGGACGGGCCAGGCUGGAGAACAGAGGGAGGAGAGACAGAGGAGAGGCGCAGCAGCGGCAGCUCAGAGGAGUACUUUGAAGCAGUGGAGAAUCUGGAAGUACUGGGCAGGACUAGGGGGUCAGUAUCAGGGAGUCGCAACAUCUGUGCUAGGUCCAAGUCAUGGGACCAUGGUGGAAGGGACCUGAGCAGCUCAGGAUCCUCUGGGUCCUCCUAUAAGUCCUUAGAUAACUCCAAUGAGUUCCUACCCAGGACCCCACCACAUAUCAGAAGAGGACUUUUCAUUGAAGGGGAUUCACCAACCAAGUUGGACAGAGAGGUCUUGUCUGCAAUAGAAGGCAUAGACCUCGAUCCCCAGAAGUAUCCCAGCAUUCAGAAGUGGAAGAGCACAAUGAAGUCGUACUCUGCGUCAGACAUGCAGAGCUGGCCCAGCCCUGCGGCAGGUAAACAACGACUCAGGAUGCAGCACCAGACUCCCGGCUCCCCGAUCGGCGGCCUGAUGUCUCCCACGGGUCGCUUCAGUCCUGCCCGGCACGCCGCCUCACCAGACUUCAGCCCUGCCAAUGCUAGCUACAUCCAGCGCAUCCGCCUCAAGCACUUGAAUGAGCCACCAAUCUAACUGCCCACUCCUCUCCCAACACUUAAUGCCAUACCCUCUCCGAGCCCCAACCCCACCCCCAUCUUUCCCGCUGCAAGCCCAGCUGCACCAAGGUGGCCACGCCAGAGCUCAGAAACCACAUACCUAACAGAAAUAUGCACAAGUGUCUGGAAGAUUUGUAUUAAAAAUGUAUGGUACUACUCCUAUGUAAUACAGGAAGUCUCAUCACGUUGGGUUGUGAUGUACACUCAAGACUUUAAAAAGCGAAAAAAGAAACCUUGAUAAUUUAUGUACUGUAUGGGUGUGGACCAUGUUGAAUUGACGGUAAUGUUAUUUGUGGCAAGUGUGAAGCACCUGUAUCAUAGCCUGAGUCAACUUUUUUGAAUAUCGUGAGUACAAGCCGCACUCCCCAAAGUUAGUUCAUCACUAAACCUUCGCGUGAAAUCCUCAACAGGAUUAUCUCACUGAAGAUGUUCUUAAGAAAAAAAAAAGUAAAAUGUCAAUAUUUUAAAAGUUAUUUUUUGUAUGUUGGUCAGUAGCACAAAAUUUAAAUGUUUUUAUUAAUGGUGUUAAAACCGACUGCCAUUUCCUAUGUUUUCCUCAGUUCAGGAAUUGCCUUAAUUUUCUGAAGUGAUGGACCGGUUCUCUGUCAGUUUGGACACACUCUCUCUAGCUCAUACAUGAAAUAUCUGGAAAUGGCGACCUCACUGGCUGACAAACAUCUUCCUUGUUUUUAUUUUAGUCUUCAAUAAAUGCAUACAUUUUCCAUC